Cuscuta europaea is the source of this 463-nucleotide messenger RNA. The record is from the annotation of a GenBank genome assembly. Lineage: Eukaryota; Viridiplantae; Streptophyta; Magnoliopsida; Solanales; Convolvulaceae.
UGGUCUUCGGAUCCGACUUUCUUGGCUAGAAGUGAAGCCGGGAAGAAAAAUCGGAUGUCCGAAAAGGCAAUGACGACACAAUGGCACGGAGGCCGCAAACCCCAGAGUAAACAUAAAGAAGCUCUUGCGGGGCCUCAAAAGAAGAGGGUCCCAAUCCUCAGUGUAAUCAAACAUUGUUGGACGAAGAGCGGUGUUGAGUCGCCAGCCAAUCUACCACCCCGCCUUGCUGAAAUCGAAACAAAGUAUAACGCAAAUGUUGAAAAGAAGCGGGCGGAACUUGGCUUGACUCAAGAAGAUGACAUCGGUUCUGAUGUGGAAGAUGAUGCCAUCCUUGAGGCAACAGGGGUGUACAAGGGUCGGCUUCCAUGCCUCGGGGCUGAGGGGCAACGUAUUUUGUACGAUCGCAGCGGCAGCGGAGCUUCAUCAUCUUCUCAAUCUAGACGAGGAGAGGAUCCACGCAUUG